AUGUCUUCUGAGGACUUCACAGAGAGCUCUCUAUCUCGAAAGUCAUCUGUGUUCCAGGUGUCCUCUGCAGGUGGAUCCCAGAAGAGCAAGGAGGCUCUCAGCUCCCCGACACCAUCCAUCUCCCUUAGCCAGACGUCUGACUUCCAACACAAGUCUCAGCUGUUCACUGAGUCACACCUGGCUGAGAUGGAGAAAAUGUUUCAGGAUGAGGUCAACUCAACUGGAGCCCUGGACAUGAAGAUUUUCAUUAAGGCUGUGAAGAAGAUUCUGAGCAAUAUGUCAGACGAGAUGAUAGAGGCACUGUUUUUGAAGGUGGACCUGAACUGUAAUGGCUCCGUCACCUGGCAGGAGUACGUGGACUAUGUGAUGCGCGAGUUCCAGGGGAAGGCGAAGAUGAUGAGAAACCAGUAUCGCCCGCGCUUCCACCUUCCCAUGAGGAUCAUCCCCCUGAAUCACGGGUGUGAGAUUGUGAAAGUGGAGUUCCUAGUCCAGCGGCUCAAGAAGGUCGGGCAUUUCCUGACUGUCACCAAGGACGGGAUCCUGCAGUUCUGGUCGGAGUCCUUCUUGCUGACCAGCUCCUUUAGGCUCCUGGCCAAGCGCACCUCCCCAGCCCAGGUCUCCUCGGCUCUCCCUCUGGCAGCUUUACCAGAUCCAUCCGCUCCACAACCAGCAGAUGUCUCUUCCCCAGAGUUCUUUGAUAUCAGUAACCGUAAAUGUGUCCGAGCCUUCACCUUCAUCGAUCUGGACAGCUGCGUCAUGACCAUGGGCUACUGGUCUGACUAUCGCAGGGCUGUGUUCUGCUACGGGGACACCAAAGGCAAUGUGAUCAUCUUCACCUCCGACGAUGUGACCAAUGGGCUGUUCAACCCCCGAAUCCUCCCCAGGACCUCCAAAUGGGGGAUGUUUGGCCUGAGUGUUUGGAAAAAGCUUCAGGAUGCCCCGAUGAUGAGUGAUCGCGAACUAAAAAAAAGCUUAAAGGAGGAUGGUGACUUCAUAGACAAUGAUGAGAAGACCUUUCAUCUAGAGCUACAGGAGGAGCGGGAUCUUGCUGAGGCCCUGGCGUACCAGCAGCAGGAGCAGGUGGCCCUCAUGGCCCUCCUGUAUGGGAAGGCGGACACGGAGGCUGAGGCCUGGGCCAGGCUGCGCAAGAUAACCCUGACGUCCCCAUGGGCUGGAGAGCGCUUCCCGGAAGACAUUGAGGAUAGCUGGUACAAGUGGGAGUCCAAGGGCAAGCAGGUGAGCACAGUCCUGGGAGCGGCGUACAAGCCCAAGGAGCGGUCACGGAGCCCUGGACUCCUGUUCACCAACGUGCGGUAUGGCUGGAUGAAGCACCAGAUCUCGCCUCAGAUCUACCAAAGCCUGCACUUCAACGAGCUGGCGCCCACCCAGCAGCCUGACCUCACGAUGCACAGGGUCCUGGACCAGCAGAGCCAGCUCACCCUCCUGGUGACCCACCGCAUCCGGAAGGACCCAGGUCGCAACAGGGAGACUGUCCCCGAGCACACGACCAGCAUGCCCACCGCCAUGGCCUCCUCUCCCUCCUCCCUCUCUCUGUCAGCCUCAGGCUCCGGGUUCCUGGCGUCCGGCUUGCCCGCCUCCCUGCGGCCCCAGCCUUCCCCAUCCUUGCUGCAGCCCCAGUCCGCCCCCAUGCCCAGUCCACCCCUGCGGUCCUGUGCCAGAUAUCCAGCCCUCUCUGCAGCCGCGCACCCUGUUCUGGGACACGUGGGGACUCCGGACGCGCGACCUGCGGCAUGUGGGGAGCCAGAGCGGCCACUGCUGUGCGCCAUGCUGCCUGGGGGCCACGCUAGGCAGGGGCUUGCUGGAGCGGCGAGGAGGUCCUACCGCCCAGCCCAAGGCUCAGCCUCUAAGGGGGUAAAUGAACAGCCUCUCAUCUCUCUCGCCCCUUCCAUCUCGCAUCCGUGCUCCCAGGGGGGGCUGCUGGGGUUUCUGUUGCAUUUGAGCCUCAGCAAUUCAGAGGCCGACGGAGAGGAUCCUGCAGCCCCUGGGGUGGAGCCCUCCCUGCCUUGUCUGAGGGCCCUGGCCUGGCUGCUCCUGGCAGUGGCUCCCCUCUGA
Hippopotamus amphibius kiboko is the source of this 2073-nucleotide messenger RNA. It is a transcript of the gene EFCAB8, whose product is annotated as EF-hand calcium binding domain 8. Bases 1 to 2073 code for a protein of 690 amino acids. Lineage: Eukaryota; Metazoa; Chordata; Mammalia; Artiodactyla; Hippopotamidae. The record is from RefSeq and is a predicted model, not a curated record. Gene Ontology annotation, molecular function: calcium ion binding. The transcript has 15 exons.